This is a messenger RNA of Racocetra fulgida, 186 nucleotides long. Lineage: Eukaryota; Fungi; Glomeromycota; Glomeromycetes; Diversisporales; Gigasporaceae. The record is from the annotation of a GenBank genome assembly.
CAAGAGCAAGAAAUAGAGGAAAGAAAGAGAGAAGAGAAAGAAAAGAAAAGAGAAAGGGAAGAAGAAGAAAAAAAGAGAAUAGUGAUAGAUAAAGCUAACGAAAAACGGAAAGCACGAGAUGAAAAACUAGUCGAAUACAAGCGAGAGGAAGAGAAGACAGGAAGAAGAAGGCCAAUAGAUAAAGAG